GUUAUAGAGCCUAUUUCCGCCUUUAUUCGGAUUCCGGACCGGGCGGGAAAAACUGGGCCCGGAUUAACGGUGCGUAUUAAGCAGGACACUUCGCGGUGAAUGCUGCGCAACUGACAUUCAAGGAAAGGCCAGAAUCGUCCCAUCGCAUUCGCAUCAGGGUCAUCCUCCUCACACGGUCACACCCGCUCAAAUUUGACCGUUAACUCUGCAAUUUCUUCUUCUUCUUAUUUUUCCCUAUCCCUCGAAUCAGAUAUCUGUGCAAAACUCGUAGAUCCUCAGCAAUCAAGUUUAAUGUGAGGGCCUCGAUCGAGCGCUCUUAAUCAUCGCCGACUCAAGAAUACUGUCUCCGAUUCAUGGCGGCGAAGGAUUCCGUGCCGUUAGGGGUUCCGUACAAGAACCUUAAGAUAGUGGCGGAAGUGGAAAUGGUGGAAGCGGACGAGUCCCCCUCCCCCAACCACCUGAUAGACCUUAAUUCUCCUCCUUCUUCUUCGGCUUCUCCUCCUCCCAGAGAUAAUCACAGUAGCUUGAUGACUGUGAUUCUCAGUUGUACGAUCGCCGCUGGGGUCCAAUUCGGCUGGGCCUUACAGCUCUCGCUUUUAACUCCUUACAUUCAGACGCUUGGAAUAGAACAUGCAUUUUCUUCUUUCAUUUGGCUAUGUGGUCCAAUCACAGGUCUUGUGGUUCAACCGUGUGUUGGUAUUUGGAGUGAUAGAUGCACUUCUAAAUAUGGAAGAAGAAGGCCGUUUAUUCUUAUAGGAUCUCUCAUGAUUUCAGCAGCAGUGAUAUUAAUCGGGUUUUCUGCAGACAUUGGAUAUUUAUUAGGUGAUACGAAGGAGCAUUGCAGCACAUACAAAGGUACCCGAAUGAGGGCAGCUAUUGUAUUUAUUAUUGGUUUUUGGAUGCUAGAUCUUGCCAACAAUACAGUGCAGGGACCAGCUCGUGCACUUCUGGCUGAUUUAUCAGGCCCUGAUCAACGUAAUUCAUCAAAUGCUGUAUUCUGCUCAUGGAUGGCUGUUGGAAACAUCCUGGGAUUCUCUGCUGGUGCUAGUGGAAAUUGGCACAGAUGGUUUCCAUUUCUGACAAGUAAAGCUUGCUGUGAAGCCUGUGCAAAUCUCAAAGCAACAUUUCUUGUUGCGGUGGUUUUCCUGACACUUUGCUCACUUGUGACUCUUUAUUUUGCGAAGGAGGUUCCCCUUAGUGUGAAUCGUCCCCACCGUCUAUCUGAUACUCUGCCUUUGUUGGAUGACAUACAACAAAAUGGUCUGGACAUGUCAAAGUCAAAGUCUUCUCUGCCAAUUGCUAACAAUGGGAGAGAUAACAACACUGCAGGUGAUUAUGAAAGGGAUAUAAACCUAACACAGUUAAACUCUAAAGUUGAGGAUCAUCACAAUGAAAGCUUUAGUGAUGGCCCUGGAGCUGUGUUUGUCAAUCUGUUGACCAGUUUAAGGCAUUUACCGCUUGCGAUGCAUUCAGUGCUUAUUGUUAUGGCUCUAACUUGGUGGUCCUGGUUCCCCUUCUUUCUUUUUGAUACUGAUUGGAUGGGGAGGGAAGUUUAUCAUGGAGAUCCAAAAGGAGAUCUUUCUGAUGUACAGAGGUAUAACCAAGGUGUAAGAGAAGGUGCAUUCGGUUUGCUAUUGAAUUCAGUUGUUCUUGGCAUCAGUUCUUUCCUUAUUGAACCCAUGUGUCAGUGGAUGGGUGCAAGGCUGGUAUGGGCGAUGAGCAAUUUUGUUGUAUUUGCCUGCAUGGCAGGCACAGCUAUCAUUAGUUUGGUAUCCAUCCGGGAAUAUCCUGAAGGGAUUCAACAUGUAAUUGGUGGGAGUGCAGCAAUCAGGAUUGCUGCCUUGGUUUUAUUUGCUCUUCUUGGCUUUCCUCUUGCUAUUACCUACAGUGUUCCAUUUUCUGUCACAGCAGAGCUGACUGCUGAUUCAGGUGGCGGCCAAGGGAUGGCUAUAGGAGUUCUGAAUCUUGCAAUAGUUGUUCCCCAGAUGAUCGUAUCACUUGGCGCGGGUCCAUGGGAUGCUUUAUUUGGAGGAGGAAACAUUCCUGCUUUUGUUUUGGCUUCCGUCUCUGGCUUUGCAGCUGGUGUUAUUGCAAUUCGCAGACUGCCAAAUCUUUCCAGCAGCUCUUACAAGUCGUCCGGUUUCCAUUUGGGAUAAUGACUGAUGGGCAUCAUCAAGCGGUUCAGGUAGGGGAAUAAUGCUUGUGGGUGUUGCCCACUGUUGCAUCAACCCACUUUAUGAAGGACUUUUUCUUGGUUAGCUGGUCUAUCGAGAAACCUCGAAACUUUGUACCAUUUAUUUGGUUCAUUCUUUUAUACUCUUGUAGCAGGAUUUAAUGUAAAUCAUGGGCUACUUUGGUCAUUUCACUCGUCAACUUAUUGUGAAAUGACCAAAAUAUUCCAUGAUUUACACUUGCCCUCCUUUUUAAAGACCCUAUGCGGUGACAGUGAUCGGUGUUUCUGUUAAAUUGCCAGACAGCAACAACGGGGAAGAGAGAGAAAGAAAGUUGUAGGUAAACAUGAUGUAAAUUCUACUCGGCAGUCUUACACUACAUACAUGUUCAUUUGGGUCUUUAUUUUUUCUUCCUCAAUAAGCGUGUGGUAUAAGACUGUUGAGUAGAAUUUUUCAUUCCAAUAAAUGUUGGUUGAAUGUGCUA
This is a messenger RNA of Juglans microcarpa x Juglans regia, 2655 nucleotides long. Its product is annotated as sucrose transport protein SUC3-like. Gene Ontology annotation, cellular component: membrane. The coding region runs from base 354 to 2156 and encodes 600 amino acids. Gene Ontology annotation, molecular function: sucrose:proton symporter activity. Lineage: Eukaryota; Viridiplantae; Streptophyta; Magnoliopsida; Fagales; Juglandaceae. The record is from RefSeq and is a predicted model, not a curated record. The transcript has 15 exons.